Messenger RNA from Fopius arisanus, 777 nucleotides. RefSeq names its product kielin/chordin-like protein. Lineage: Eukaryota; Metazoa; Arthropoda; Insecta; Hymenoptera; Braconidae. The record is from RefSeq and is a predicted model, not a curated record.
UAUAAACGGACAAUUACAGUUACCAGUCAUACUCAACAAUGAAGUCUACCAUUAUCAUUGUCCUUGCUCUCUGCAUCUGCUGGACGGCGGCGAGGUCUCCUCCUAAGCCAGGAUGUGAGAACGACUGCCCAGGACCACUGAAAUUCUACAAAGAAUUGGGAUGCAAGCCUGUAAUGAUGAAUGAGGGUGACUGUUGCGCUCAGAGAUACGAUUGUGAUCAUUUAGCAACUCGAUCAAAGGACAAGUGUCAUGCCUUUGGACGAGAAUAUAAUCCCUCGGAGGAACUUCGUGAAGAGGACAAAUCAUGUCUCGGGGAGUGCACUUGUAUAAAGCCAGGAGAAGACGAUCCCACGUGGGCUUGUGCUACUGUUGAGCUGCAAGUACCAUCUGCUGCUGGUUGUUACCGUCCACAAAAUGCAUCGAUGUGCUUCCCAGGACCUGAAGUUUGUCCUCCAAAUGCUGACGAUAUCGCCAAGUGUGAAGUGGAUGGGAAUACUCUGAAUGAUGGUGACUACUUUGAGCCAGCAGCAGAUCCGUUCAAGGCUUGCUGGUGUGGUCCCGGAUGGAAGGGUGAAUACGAAGCGCCGUUCUGCAAAGAUAUGCGGGAGCAAAAGUGCGGGAUGGAGUUGCAUGAUAUGACAGAGUUGGAGAACAAUUGUGCUCCAAUCUGGUCAGUUGGACAAGACCCGAGAAAAAGGAUUCUCUGAUAUUUUUUCCGUUCUGAUUAUAUCAACAUUUAAAAUAUACUCCCUAUUCGCACUGCAGUUGAAGUUUCUC